Cariama cristata (Red-legged seriema) is the source of this 804-nucleotide messenger RNA. RefSeq names its product pulmonary surfactant-associated protein A-like. NCBI's taxonomy places the organism in Eukaryota, Metazoa, Chordata, Aves, Cariamiformes, Cariamidae. The record is from RefSeq and is a predicted model, not a curated record.
AUGUUGGAUAGAUUUCAAAGUGUGAACCUGCUUUACAAAAUAGCUUCCUUUGAGACCUAUGACCGUGAUACCAUUUUGGACAAAAAUUUCAAAUGGAAGGGAAUAGAUCAUGCCAUGAGAAAAAUUCUCUCAGGUUACUUUGAGAAAAGGAGCCAAAAGGAACUGUACAGCAAGGGUACCUUAACCCUCGAGGAGGCUGCAGCAAUAGUAAUUAUGUUGUUCCACAAAAUCCUAGGAGUAGCUCUUUUUGUGCUGUCAUGCUGUGCCCAAGGUAAACCUGCAGGAAAUCCUCCAUUGCCUAGUUUCAGACACCUGACUGUAGAUGGCAUAGAUGAAGGAUUUAUACCAGGUUUCAGACCACUGGUUGAUAACGAAAUGGAAGACAUUAUCCAUCAGCUAGAACAUCGGAUUUCCAGACUUGAAGGAGAUAGGAGAAUAACAGCAUCUGGAGGAAAAAUAUUUGCUGCCAAUGGGGAAAAAAAAAAAUCUUAUUUCCAUAAUACACUGAAAAAAUGUGAAGAGGCUGGAGGGUCUAUUGCCAUUCCAAGGAACCUUGGCAAGAAUGAUGCCAUUCUGUACUUUGUGAGAAGUUUUAAUACCUACACCUACCUGGGGAUACAGGAAUCUCUAACUCCAAGGAAAUUCCAGUUCCUGGAAUAGCUCUGUACACAGCUGAGCUAUACUAACUGGCAUUUAAAUGAACCUUCUGGGAAAGGGGAAGAGGAACGUGUGGAAACGUACACUGAUGGCACUUGGAAUGACAAAAGGUGCAACAAGAAUCCCCUUGUUGUCUGUCAGUUUUAG